GAAGUUGACUGACAAUGGAGAAGAGAGUUUAUUGAUAACAGCAAAUGGAACUUCUCUUUAUGUAACUGGAUCCAAAAAAGGAAAGAAAUUCCUUACAGUAAAUCAACACAUAGUGGAACAGUUUAAAGAAUUCUGCUAUGUUUAGCUAUGACUUCCCCAUGUUGGCCGUGGACAAGAUGUUUCUGUUGACUUUCAAAGAAAAUGAGCAAGUUAUUGCAUUCCACUGAAACCAUCCGAUAUGUACAUAUUACAAGAAAUCACCAAUUAUUCUACUGUUUUAUGGAAAAAGUUCGUAAAAAGGAGGACAAUAGGUGAUAUUUUGGCUGCAAAGUAUGAAAUACUUAUUGAUCUUCGUCCAGUUAAUGACAGCUCACCUCCCAGAAAACAGCAAUGCAGUGCCCUAAAUACCGACACUGGACAAGGUUUUUAAAUAACUUGGAACAUACUGUCUAUAUGUGUCUUGUAUGUGUAUUGUUUUGAAAUUAAGCCUUAUUAUUGAUAAAACUAUUUUAAUCAUGUUAGAAAUUUGGGAAUAAAAAUUACGAUAUAUUUUUACACUAAGUUUGAACAUGAAGGAAAGAUAACUCUUACAUACACAAGAAUAGUAAGUCUUCUCUCCAAGAUGGCAAAAGUUCAAUUCAUCGCCAAAUUCGUAAUAACACCAUAAAUCUAAAAGAACAAAAGGUGGCGGUUUAUCGAGAGUUGACUGUACAUUCAAGCUUAUGAACACACUAGGAGAAUCUUCAGAGACAAACAGUUUCACUUAAUAGAUAAUACAGUGCUUUCUUUGGUGUGUUAAUCACAAACAUUACAGAAGAAUGCAUAACCUGUCCAUAUUUUGUACUUGUUAGUGACAAUUCAUGUUUUGUUCGUAUUAGUGACAAUUCAUGUUUUGUUCGUAUUAGUGACAAUUCAUGUUUUGUUCGUAUUAGUGACAAUUCAUGUUUUGUUCUUGUUGUUUGUGACAAUUCAUGUUUUGUUCUUGUUAUUGAUAAUUCAUGUUUUUGUUCUUGUUGUUAGUGACAAUUCAUGUUUUGUUCUUGUUGUUAUUGAUAAUUUCAUGUUUUGUUCUUGUUAUUGAUAAUUCCAUGUUUUGUUCUUGUUGUUAUUGAUAAUUCAUGUUUUGUUCUUGUUGUUUGUGACAAUUCAUGUUUUGUUCUUGUUCUUAGUGACAUUUCUAUGUUUUGUUCUGGUUGUUAUUGAUAAUUCCAUGUUUUGUUCUUGUUGUUAUUGAUAAUUCCAUGUUUUGUUCUUGUUGUUAGUGAUAAUUCCAUGUUUUGUUCUUGUUGUUAUUGAUAAUUCCAUGUUUUGUUGUUGUUGUUAUUGAUAAUUCCAUGUUUUGUUCUUGUUGUUUGUGAUAAUUCCAUGUUUUGUUCUUGUUGUUAUUGAUAAUUCCAUGUUUUGUUCUUGUUGUUUGUGAUAAUUCCAUGUUUUGUUCUUGUUGUUUGUGACAAUUCCAUGUUUUGUUCUUGUUGUUAUUGACAAUUCCAUAUUUUGUUCUUGUUCUUAGUGACAAUUUUGCCAGAGGAAACCCCCAAAAUAAGGACCAAGUUAAAUCCCAUGGAAAGGUAUUUAAAGAAACAUUGUGUCAAGUUUCCAUCCAAACCAACGUCUGCCAUCACUGUCGUGAAAGUUGAAGAAAUUAACUAUGAUGAUGAAAUGGAGCAGCCAGAGGAUAUCAAUAACAGCCCACUGCAAACGAAGCUAAACAGUUUCCAGGUCUUCAACAUUGAAAGUCAGGAAUACCAGGCGAGAAAAUGGAGGACCAGUCAUUUACAUGAUACUUCACGCUUUUGGACUACUGGAAAACCUAAACAAGGUGUUCGAAAGAGUGUCAAAUGUCAAGUUCAUAAAGAACAAAUGAGCUCUCAGGAAAAAUCUAAAGGAUCCAUGGAUGAAGAGAUUAGUCUGGGCACUGGCACUGUCUCUGAUGUUGCAUUGAAUUUCAUCCAGGCUGAAUCUGCUGAUGGAAAUAGUAUGGUUAUAGGUAAACUCAGUCAUUUUGUCAGCAGUGAACCAGGAAUGCCUAAAGAGAGUAAUCCCAGUAGACAAUCUGCUGAGAAAACUAGGAAGGGAUCUUCUAUACAAACUGGACAGUUUGAUUCACAGAAGGAUAAAUCAAAAAAUUUUGCAGACUCUCAACAAAACACGGGUGUGAGAAAUAGAAGCUCCACGGUAAAGACAGCGUCUGAUAAUUCUAAUCAGAAAAGCAACAGUGAUGUUAAAAACAGUUAUGUAAAAGAAUCAAGUUCAAGCGAGGCUGGUCCUGAUAUGGUCACUGAGAUUAUUUGCAGUGCUGGUGAUAUUUCAAAUCAAACUGAUGGUUGUGUCAGUGAAACCAUGGUGUAUGAUACCAGCAAUGCUCAUACUGAUAAUGAUGAAAAUCAUUUACAGCAGAUAGAUUCUGUUAACUUGCAUGUAAAAACUACUAAUGAAUCAAGUCACCAUGCAGUCUACGAUGAAAAUUCAGAUGUUGCAAAAGGCAAUGAGGAAGGGGGUACUGGUAAUUCAUGUCAAAAGGACUCAUGCCCCGCCAGCAGUGAAAGUCAGCAUGUCGUCAAAAAAUGUGACAAAAACAAUCCUACCUCUCCUUCAAAGGAAAUGGAUUCUCAAGAAUCCAUAAAACUUGAUAACAGAGAUAUCACCUGUGAUUCUAAACCUGUGAAAUGUGUCGAAUCAUGUCACAAAAAUUCUGACAGUACCUCAGAAGACAAGUCACAUGAUACUGCAUGUGAUUUACGCAGUGAUGUUACUGAGUCUGCUGACAAAGAGACCAUUUUAUAUAUAGAUUCUCAAGUGAAACCUGCUGAAAUGAACCCCAAGGAAACGAAAACGUGGGAUCUUGAAAAAGAACUGAAGAAACCUACUCUUUCUCCAGAGAAAACUAAACCCAAAACUUUGAAAAGGACCUCAUCUGAAAUAAGUGUCCGAUUACCUGUUUCAGAACUGAAGAAACCUACUCUUACUCCAGAGAAAACUAAACCCAAAACUUUGAAAAGGACUUUAUCUGAAAUAAGUGUCCGAUUACCUGUUUCAGAACUGAAGAAACCUACUCUUACUCCAGAGAAAACUAAAUCCAAAACUUUGAAAAGGACUUUAUCUGAAAUAAGUGAUGAACCCAUUUCAAAAAGAAAGAAAUCUACUUCGAAAAGUACCAAACCUUCAUGUACUGGAGGGAACAAUGAUUCUACCAUUUCAUAUAAAACGGAUAGCAAUAAUGAAGCCAGCCCUGGUGAAGCCAGUCAGAAGUCACCUUCUAAGAAACCUACACAGUCAGCUGCUGCUGACAAAUCUCAGUGUGAUGUGAAAAACUUGAGAAUAGAUUUGAAAGCUUUAGCAAUGGAACUGGCACGUCGAAAACAGAAGAAAUAGUGACUGUUUGCAGGUCAAAACUGAAAAGUCAAAUUCUCAGUGUUUCAUAGUAUUGAUGGAUUUUGUUAUCUCUUUUUUACUUGCGUUGUCGCACGCCAUGGCUAAAACGUGUGCUCCUCUUCCCUUUCACCCGUGGCUCUGUGUUACAAUUUCUUCGUUUCUCAUAGAUAUGCAUGACGAGAAUGACGUAAUCCAUUAUCAAUAGAAGUAAAACAGCUAUAAUGGAUGUGGCAAUGAAAACGUGCUCUUUUUGCACCGAAAUUAUAGUAAACAAAAGUCCUACAGAUCGAUGACAUCUGAACAGUUUCACAGUUUAUUUCUUAUAUAUUUAAUUUUAUUUAUUAUAUAUGUUCACUUGUUCCAAAAAAAGGGGGGGGGGGGUGAGUUCACCAAUACACAACACUUGGCAUCUUUACUCUCUGAAUAUUUCAUUAGAAACACCCGGUAGUGUAAAGACUUCUCACCGCGUGUUCUUAGUGACAGAAAAACAUUAUGAUCCUCAUAAAUGCACCUUCAUAACUGCCAAUGUUAAACACAUGUGUACACAAUGAUUUUGUGUUUGUUAGUGGAAGAACAAGCAUUCUGAUUGGUCAGAGUAAUAUAACAGCAUUCUAUAAACAGUUUAAAUUUACGAUUAAGUCUUGCUCAAAAGCUCAGUGAUUGGCCAAAUCAUGUCGUGCAUAUUUAUGAGAAACGAAGAAAUUGUCACGCAGAGAGCGACUGGUGAAAGGGAAGAGGAGCGUACUUUUCAGCUGUGGCUUGCGAUGAUGUUUUACUUGCGAAAUAUCUAGAAUCUGAAUUCUUUGUGUAGAUGAAUUUUUCUUUACUGCAAAUUCAAUGGAGCAGAAAAUGUUAUAACAAAUUUGUUAAUGAAAUGGAAUAGUGAAAAAAGUACAUUGACUUAGAUAUUGAUGUUUUGUCCUGACUGCCCAUCAAUAUUUUGUCCUUACUGCCUAACUAAACUUAGAAAAGGUUUCAUUUACCCAAAUUUUAAUAAGCAAAUGUUAUGAUGUGGGAUUUUUAUUAUUUAUUUUUUUUUCAUUUUCAACUUUCAUUUAGUGUCUCCUUGAUAGUCUCUGAGUAAAAUAUACACUUGUCAAUAGUAAGACUUAAACAUUAUAUUUAGGGGAAUCAUGUCUUCAGUAACUUAAAAUCAAAAUAUCUGUGAAAUACUGGUUUAGUACUACUAUGAUUAAGUCACUCAGGUGACCUAUUCCUAUUGGUCUUUGUUGUGUAUUAAAAAUUGAACAUUUUUAACUUUUUCUUGAUAAUUGGCCUCUAAUUCCUUUCAGAUUUGGUAUGAAGCAUCUUUGGGACAAGAGGGAUAUGAAUUGUAAAUUUCAGUACUCCUACAACCCAGGGUCUUGUGGAUGGAGCAAAAACUGUUAAUUGAUUGAAUAUUGUUUAAUGUCCCUCGCGAGAAUCUUUCCCUCAUAUGGAGAUGUCACCAUUAUCUGUGAAGGGCUGUAAAAUUUAGGCCUAUGCUCAACACUUACAGCCUUUGAGCAGGUAGGGAUUUUUAUCAUGCUACACCUAGCUGCUGUGACACAGGACCUUGGUUUUUGUGGUCUCAUCUGAAGGACUGUCCCAUUUAGUCGCCACUUAUGACAAGCAAGGGGUAAUGAGGACCCAAUUUUAACCCAGAUCCCAAAUACUGUCAAAAAUUGACCAAUUUUCAAAAAUCUUUUCUUCAAUUGUACAUCUGUAAAAAAAAAAAAAAAAAAUGCAUCGAGACAUGUAGAGGUAGACAUGUAGAGCAGGAAGGAAUCUACCAAAAUUGUAAAUUUCAUGAAUCUCUGGAUAGAGGUUCUGACUCCAGGGCAGGGCCAAACCACAGGCACCUGAAGUAUGAACACUACUACCCCCCCCCCCCCCCCCCCCCUACUGAAUUUAUUUUUUGCAGCGAUAAUUUCAACGAAAUGUGUGGGCUCCCUGUCUAUCCCAACCCAAUUUCAAUUUAUGUAAUCAUUUUAUGCAUUUUGUAAGCUUUAGAGAUUAGCCUUGUACCAGUGUAAUAUGUGUGAAAUACAUUUAUUCUAAUCAUAGACGUCUAACAGAAAUAACGAGCAGCAAAUCUAUUUCUGCGUACCACCUAUAUUUACUUCUGAAAUAAUCUUCUCACGGCCCUUUACCAAAAUUGUAAAUUUCACUGUCCCAAGGCUAGGGCUGGGGUUUUGGUACUAUGGUGGGGCUAGAGUGGUCAUAAUGAUUAAAUAUCUUUAUCACUAAUGGCAUAUUUAGGAAAAUGAGAAAGGGUGUACCAUUAAUGUGAAUUUCACAUCUCUAGGGUGGGUCCAAAAUAGUUACAUAUACUAUGUAUAGUCUUUCAUCAGUACAGGCAAUUUGGGGGGCAUUUUGUUUUAUGCUGCUACUGAAUGCAGAAUUUAGCAUAGGUAUGCAGAACAUACGAAAAUUAUAGAUUUCGUAGCCCUUAGGGCUAGUAAUACUAAUACUCAGGUGACAAGGAAGGCCUGUUGUUUAACAAAAAAGUUUGCCAUCAUAUAUGAUAAUUUUUCCUUAUUUAAGCAUUAAGAUGUUGGAUAAACAUUAUAUUGUUGGUUCCAUCUUUCAUUGUGCAACAAUGAGUUUUAUACAGGUCCUUUUCAUGUUGCAAUCUAUAUAAUGGAACGCAAGAUGUAUCUUGUUAUUAGUUCAUUCAUUACAUAUUUAAAGUUUACAACUAGUGAAAGAUACACAUCCAUUCCAUUUGAUAACACAUUGAAUUCAGAGUUGGCCAUCAUCACUUUAGCUAAAAAGGUGUUAGCCAUUGAAAUUUUCCUACUUCAAUAAUGAAUAUGCCCACUGUUAGCAUUGGAUGUUGCUCAAAUUCAGUGAUGCUUAGACUGUUAAACAGUUUAUUUGUGCCAUAGGGUUGUUGCAUUACUCUUUCAGACAUGCCUGAUGCAAAGUGGGUAGAACCUCUGGAUUUGGACAUAUUGGAAUGCCCCACGCAUUGUUCUACUGGCUAACUAGAGAUUGGGACUGUGUGGGAACCAAGGUAAUGUGUUAACAUUAUUUUGGUGAAAACAGACCUCUGUACAUCAUGCCGUAAGACACCGGGUUUGUUUUAAGUUGUGCUGGCAGAUAAGCAGCAGAACCACAGGUUGCAGAACAGUGUCGAUGUACCACCAAGCUGUCAAACUGCCUGCAAUGAUGACCAUGCUGGUUUUUCAGCCACUGUAGAUCCCACGGCACCAAAUCAGUUAUUGUAAAACAUUCACUGCAAUGUCGAAAAAAUGCUGCCAUCUAUUUGAGCAGUACCAUCUUUGCUGUAGGGAAAAUACAUUUAGACAUUGUUGUCGCGAUCAUUGGAGUCUGAAGGCAUGACGAUUAAGGGCCUUUCCCACUGCAAUCCGACAUGACUGGAUGUCAUAGGUGACAAGAAUGGGUAGUGUGACCAAGUUCAAUCGACCAUGAAUUGCUUGGGAAUCUGUGAUAUCAUGCAAUUUGAAAAUUGUCAACAAUGAAUUGUCAAGAAUUAUCAAUGUUUAAUUGGGGUUGUGUUUCUUUUGUGUGUCAGUAUGUAACCAUUUAUAUUUAAAAAUAUGUCUAUUAUUAGUGUUGGUACAUUUAGCAAUGAAAUUUUCACACACGUGCAUGUAGUCUGAUACAGUCAAUGUGAAAUAUAUCGUGAAUAUCUUGAAGAAGCGGUGUAUAAAGAUAUUUGGGAGGAGAGAAUGGCAGCUAUAUUGAGAAAUAUGUAUAAUGUUGCUUAUAUAAUGUAUUAUUAUUCAUAGAAAAUUACAAAGUAAAUGUCAAUAUUGUA
Ostrea edulis (European flat oyster) is the source of this 7138-nucleotide messenger RNA. RefSeq names its product breast cancer type 1 susceptibility protein homolog. Bases 1561 to 3372 code for a protein of 603 amino acids. The transcript has 4 exons. NCBI's taxonomy places the organism in Eukaryota, Metazoa, Mollusca, Bivalvia, Ostreida, Ostreidae. The record is from RefSeq and is a predicted model, not a curated record.